Molecule: messenger RNA, 2673 nt
Organism: Gorilla gorilla gorilla (western lowland gorilla)
Lineage: Eukaryota; Metazoa; Chordata; Mammalia; Primates; Hominidae
Gene: RXFP3
Product: relaxin family peptide receptor 3
Exons: 1
Coding region: 1236-2645 (469 amino acids)
Biological process (GO): G protein-coupled receptor signaling pathway; cell chemotaxis; positive regulation of cytosolic calcium ion concentration
Cellular component (GO): external side of plasma membrane; membrane
Molecular function (GO): C-C chemokine binding; C-C chemokine receptor activity
Source: RefSeq, a predicted model, not a curated record
UAUGUGAUCAAACAAUUUGUUGAAGCGCUUUGGGCUUAGGGCAUUUCAUUUCUGUGAAGUAGGACCAUCAGUUAUUUGCUCUGUUUUUGUGUCACCUCUCAGAAUACAUUAAAGUAGGGGCAACCCUUGAGCCCAGACUUCUGCCAUGUGAAGACCCUUUGAAAAUCCUGACAAACACAGGUACUGCAUAAGUGGUCAGCUAAUUAAAGAGGGGAGGUGGAGCUGUCCUUUGUGUAUCCAAUAAGUACCCAUUAUCUCAUUUGAGCAUGAAAAGAGGCCACUGUUAUUACUUUCAAGAAGGAAAGUAAGCAGGAUAGCUCAUAUUUUUAGAACCAUUCCUCACCAAAUGGAAUAAUUCCAGUGAAAACUGGGAGUGAGGAAGAAAGAAAAAAAAACUUCUAAUCAUAAUGUUUGGGAAUAAGAAAGGAAGAGGAAACUCACGUCAAAGCCGACUUUCUCCUGCAGGUGUAAAAUAAACUCUUAAGACCCUUCCUGCUGAAACUCUGGGGAGGAAAACGGGAGUGGCGGGUGGGCUUUGCCUGCAGCUCAACUCUCCCUCGCGGCGCGGGCGCGGCUGGGUUCAGCACCUCGGAAAGCGCCCCUCGCGGCGCCCCGGGAUUACGCAUGCUCGUUGGGGCCCGCCGCCUUGGCCGUGCAAGUGCCACCGUAACUGGUGAGAGCCGCUGGCAACCCACCCGGAGUUGACAACCGCGGAGAGACGCAGACACCCACCGACCUCCAGGAAGCUGAGCGUGGUGGAUGGAACUCUACGAUCUCUUUCUCUCCAAGGACGGAAACCUCAUCCAAGCAGUCCCAGAGGAAACGGAUAGAGGUAUUUGAAAGGGAGCGAGCGGCCCCAAAUUGCACAAUUGAGCGGCUGGGGGAGUUAUGCGCCAGUGCCCCAGUGACCGCGGGACACGGAGAGGGGAAGUCUGCGUUGUACAUAAGGACCUAGGGACUCCGAGCUUGGCCUGAGAACCCUUGGACGCCGAGUGCUUGCCUUACGGGCUGCACUCCUCAACUCUGCUCCAAAGCAGCCGCUGAGCUCAACUCCUGCGUCCAGGGCGUUCGCUGCGCGCCAGGACGCGCUUAGUACCCAGUUCCUGGGCUCUGUCUUCAGUAGCUGCUUUGAAAGCUCCCACGCACGUCCCGCAGGCUAGCCUGGCAACAAAACUGGGGUAAACCGUGUUAUCUUAGGUCUUGUCCCCCAGAACAUGACCUAGAGGUACCUGCGCAUGCAGAUGGCCGAUGCAGCCACGAUAGCCACCAUGAAUAAGGCAGCAGGCGGGGACAAGCUAGCAGAACUCUUCAGUCUGGUCCCGGACCUUCUGGAGGCGGCCAACACGAGUGGUAACGCGUCGCUGCAGCUUCCGGACUUGUGGUGGGAGCUGGGGCUGGAGUUGCCGGACGGCGCGCCGCCAGGACAUCCCCCGGGCAGCGGCGGGGCAGAGAGCGCGGACACAGAGGCCCGGGUGCGGAUUCUCAUCAGCGUGGUGUACUGGGUGGUGUGCGCCCUGGGCUUGGCGGGCAACCUGCUGGUUCUCUACCUGAUGAAGAGCAUGCAGGGCUGGCGCAAGUCCUCUAUCAACCUCUUCGUCACCAACCUGGCGCUGACGGACUUUCAGUUUGUGCUCACCCUGCCCUUCUGGGCGGUGGAGAACGCUCUUGACUUCAAAUGGCCCUUCGGCAAGGCCAUGUGUAAGAUCGUGUCCAUGGUGACGUCCAUGAACAUGUACGCCAGCGUGUUCUUCCUCACUGCCAUGAGUGUGACGCGCUACCAUUCGGUGGCCUCGGCUCUGAAGAGCCACCGGACCCGAGGACACGGCCGGGGCGACUGCUGCGGCCGGAGCCUGGGGGACAGCUGCUGCUUCUCGGCCAAGGCGCUGUGUGUGUGGAUCUGGGCUUUGGCCGCGCUGGCCUCGCUGCCCAGUGCCAUUUUCUCCACCACGGUCAAGGUGAUGGGCGAGGAGCUGUGCCUGGUGCGUUUCCCGGACAAGUUGCUGGGUCGCGACAGGCAGUUCUGGCUGGGCCUCUACCACUCGCAGAAGGUGCUGCUGGGCUUCGUGCUGCCGCUGGGCAUCAUUAUCUUCUGCUACCUGCUGCUGGUGCGCUUCAUCGCCGACCGCCGCGCGGCGGGGACCAAAGGAGGGGCCGCGGUAGCCGGAGGACGCCCGACCGGAGCCAGCGCCCGGAGACUGUCGAAGGUCACCAAAUCAGUGACCAUCGUUGUCCUGUCCUUCUUCCUGUGUUGGCUGCCCAACCAGGCGCUCACCACCUGGAGCAUCCUCAUCAAGUUCAACGCGGUGCCCUUCAGCCAGGAGUAUUUCCUGUGCCAGGUAUACGCGUUCCCUGUGAGCGUGUGCCUGGCGCACUCCAACAGCUGCCUCAACCCCGUCCUCUACUGCCUCGUGCGCCGCGAGUUCCGCAAGGCGCUCAAGAGCCUGCUGUGGCGCAUCGCGUCUCCUUCGAUCACCAGCAUGCGCCCCUUCACCGCCACUACCAAGCCGGAGCACGAGGAUCAGGGGCUGCAGGCCCUGGCGCCGCCCCACGCGGCCGCGGAGCCGGACCUGCUCUACUACCCACCUGGCGUCGUGGUCUACAGCGGGGGGCGCUACGACCUGCUGCCCAGCAGCUCUGCCUACUGACGCAGGCCUCAGGCCCAGGGCGCGCCGU